This is a messenger RNA of Papilio xuthus (Asian swallowtail), 2962 nucleotides long. It is a transcript of the gene pasha, whose product is annotated as microprocessor complex subunit partner of drosha. Gene Ontology annotation, cellular component: microprocessor complex. The transcript is spliced from 12 exons. Gene Ontology annotation, biological process: primary miRNA processing. Gene Ontology annotation, molecular function: identical protein binding; primary miRNA binding; double-stranded RNA binding. Lineage: Eukaryota; Metazoa; Arthropoda; Insecta; Lepidoptera; Papilionidae. The record is from RefSeq and is a predicted model, not a curated record. Bases 230 to 2317 code for a protein of 695 amino acids.
ACAAUCAAUCUCAAUUUCUACAAUGAUUAUAAAUUAAUUAUGAUAAAGUGUAUUAUCGUAUAAAAAUCACAUAGUUUAUUCUCAUCUAACUUGAAAUAUAUCAUUAUUUCAUUCAUUUAGUUCUUUCAGAGUGCAGUAUAUUCCAGCACAACACAGAAGCUCUAUCGCCUACUAUUUCGCACGGCCUUGCAAGAAACUGCACUCUGUGACAUUAUCAGAGUAGGUAAAUAUGGAGGCGGAUACAAUAGAGACUGAGCCACAAGCGAAAAGACAGAAGAUCGAAGCUCAGGAGAAUAUGAAUGACAUGGAAACUGAUUUUACGAAUGACGAUUUAGAUUUUACGAAUAAAGUUGACAAUACAGAUAAAUAUACCAACUUUGUGACACCGGAAGAAUUGGAGAGGUUACAAGAAUAUAAAGUUUUGGAUGAAGUCAAAUCAAACGAUGAAGAUAGCAAUGAUGAGGAAUCUGAAAGUUCUGAUGGGAAAGAAGAUCUUCCUGAUGAGGAAAUAGAGAAGAUGCUAGAAGAAGAUUUGCCUGAUGGUUUCAAACAGGCGCCAAAACCGAAGGAAAAGCCGUAUGUAACGAGACAGAAGAUUGUGUUACAAGAAAAAGGAGUCAAUCAUUUUGAAGUGUUGCCUCUGGACUGGAUGAUGGUACGUCAUUACAGCGGUAUGCCGAUUUACAUGCACCGCACCACGCGCGUCUGUACCCUGUCUAAACCUUACUUCUUAGGGAAGGGUAAUACUAGGAGACAUGAUAUACCCAUCAGUGCUAUACCCUGUCUGUCGUACAGACGUGCUUUAGAAGAAGAACAGAAACAGAAGGAGAUAGAUCAGAAAAUACAAGAACAAAUCAAUAGUGGUGCGUGGGCAAAUCCUAGUCAAAGUAACUCUACUAUCAGUGACAAUCAAAAUAAUGAUAAUGAAACAAUUGUGAAACAAGAGACACAAAUAUUAGAUAUUGAUAAAGUUAAAAUUGAAAGGAAUGAUGAUGAAUUUUCUAUUAAUGGGAACAAAAUAGAAGCAGUCGAAGUAGAAAUUAAAGGUAUAAAAGUAAGAAGUGAUGCAGAAUUAUUAGCUAGAGAUAUUAAAGUUGAUGAAAAUAAUCAAGAUGAUACCGCAGAUCAACCAAGGUGUCCGUUUAACGGGCAAGGUACUAAUGAAAGUUCAGAAACCCAAAGUAAUGAGAUACCAUUGAGUAGACAACCGGUGGUAUUACCUGGAGGCAUAGUGAUGCCACCACCGAGAGUGGAAUCAGUGAACUCAAGCUGGAAAACUCAACAUUUGACUCCGGAACAAAUUAAUGAUUAUUGCAAACGUCUUUUCAAGUUUAGAACUGUUAAUAUUAUGCAUUUCAAUCGAUGGGCAGAUCGUCGUAAAUACACUAAAGCAAGAAAGACUUUGCAAUAUCCCACAUUACCCGAGGGAACCAAGCUGAUCACGAUACCCGCGCAGAACACGGGCACGGAGAAUGGCAACAAGACGGCAAAGCGUGAUUGGGUGAUGAACAUGAACGGGCGCUGUUAUCUGUCCGUCUUCCAUGAGUAUGUGUACCGCGCGCUGCAGAAACAGCCCGUCUACGAGUUCAAACAGCUUGAGAACGCAUCAACACCGUACCAGGCGACAGUGUACAUCGGCGGCAUGCAGUACGGGGUGGGGUACGGGUCCAGCAAGCGGCAGGCCAAGUCUGCGGCCGCGCGCGCCUCCAUACACAUCCUCAUACCUGAGAUGCGCGACCAGAUCGAGCCCCCCCCCGCACACCAGGAGCCGGACUUCUCGUUCUUCGACUACGUGAGCAUCGAGGACCCGCGUAUAUCAGAGUUCUGUGCGGCGACGUGCGAGCCCUCCCCGCACGCCAUACUGCGCACUUGUCUGCUGCGCAACUUCGGCGCCGGGGACAGGCACAUACAUACUGAGAUGAAAAAGUUGGAGUACCAGAAGAUCGAGCUGACGAUGAAGGUGGGCAAGCACAGCGCCACUGUCGUCUGCAAGAACAAGAAGACCGCAAAGCAGCGCGCCUCGCAGUCCAUACUGCAGGCGUUACAUCCGCACGUCCGCUCCUGGGGCUCCCUUCUCCGUCUCUACGGUUCACGUUCAGUGAAGAGUUGCAAAGAGAAGAAACUAGAAGAACAGCAGAUAACUCUCUUACAAGAUAAAGCGCGUCAGAAUGAACCCAACUAUGCAGUACUGGAGAAACUGCGCAAUGAAAUGCUGAAACUAAGAGAAAGAGACGAGGCUGUGGUACCUAUUGGUACCCUCCUCCUCCCUGCAGAUCUUCCCCCUUCAGCUUCCGAUCUUAAUCACGUCCAAUUGUAAAUCAGAAAUUUCAUAACUUUUUUUUAUUAGAAAAUUUUACUUUAUCUGGACAAUGCAAUUUAGUUUAAUCUACAGUAGUAGAAUAAACUCUUAGAAAAACAUAUUAUAUUAGUACAGUCAGCUGCAUAAAAAUGCAUACAUUUUUUUUUCAAAAAUUAGUGUUCCCCUUUCGGUUUAAAAAAUAUGUAUACAUGCAUCCGUUUAUAUGCGUUCCAGUAUUAUACGUUAUUGAGGAAUUCGUUUAUACGUAUUUUUUUAAGAUGUUUUUAAGAUUUUAAAGUUAUGUGACUUUUUGUAGCUGACUGUACUUGUUUUUGUGUAUCGCAAUAUAAACCCGGUUACAGGAUUUUCUCCCUCCCCAAUUGAUUUUUUUAUAUUCGAUUAUGCAAUUAAAUAAAUAUCUUGGUAUAGUUUUAAGUGAUGUAGUUAUAAGUUGAUGAGAUUCUGGAGUGAGGGAGAUGAACUUAUAUGCUAGGAUAAGUGCGAGUGAGAUAGGCAUCUUUCGUCUUUGACGAUAUAUGAAGGAUGUAAUAAUUAUAAUCAAUAUAUAUGUUUAAAGGUGAGUUCCCACUACCGAAACAUUUGUACGAAAAGCUUUUUAUCUUACAUUCUCCUUGAAUAGAGAGAUAUUUAUAAGGGGCCGUC